ACGUUUACUCUCUCGAACGCGGUUGUCCGACGGCCGUUUGUUGUUAUUAAUCCGCCGUCGGCAAGCUUGCUUAUCGGCUGCAUUCCGGACUAGUUCGCACCGAUCAGGGCAGAAAAAGAUCGUAGCAAAUCAUAGGCUGGAGUUUGGAAAUCCUAAAAUAAAUGUUUAUAUCGGGCGACGUCGCGAAACUUGUGGCCUUAAGUGAGGUUGACAGUGGUUGUGGUUCCUGAUCGAGUUCUCGUUAUUUUUGUUGUUCCCGAUCUUGUUCCCGUUUUCGUGGCUCCAGUCCAAUUGGAAGCGUUCGAUCGGUCCACAAAUAUUCUUUAUUGAUCUUCGUCGGAUACCGAACCGCAUUUCGUCGUCGUGUCUGUUGUCACACCGAAAAUUAUUCGUCACAAUCAGCAGAAGCGGCCGAAAUUGGCUCAUAAAACAUAAAAAUCAGUCGGCAGCAAACACACGAAAUUUAUAUACAUACGUAUAGAUAUUGUAUAUUUAAAAUUCGAAGCGAGACGCGAAAGGCGAGGCAAACAAAAAGUAAAAAAGAACCGAAACAAAACAAAAGCCAAGUGAACGCUUCCACUUUUUCGGUGUGUGUCGUUUUAGCGUGAUAUUCCUGUGCGAUAUUCUUACCUGAGUCUAAACCUCACCUCUGCCCUUGCAGCCGGCAAUUAGCAACCCCGAUCCUCACUCCAUCUCUCCGCCCGUGAGCAAAACACAAAGGACGACAGGACAGCAACAGGACACCACUGCACCAUGGCAUUGCAACGGGAAGCAGGAGUGCAGGACUUCGUCCUUCUGGACCAAGUGUCCAUGGAGAAGUUCAUGGAUAACCUGCGAAAGCGAUUCCAAGUUGGAUCCAUCUACACAUACAUCGGCGAGGUGUGCGUCUCGAUGAAUCCCUACAGACAGAUGAAUAUCUACGGCCCGGAGACGAUCCGCAAGUACAAGGGCCGCGAACUGUUCGAGAACGCCCCCCACUUGUUCGCGAUCGCCGACGCCGCCUACAGGGUCCUCAAGCAGCGCCAGCAGGACACCUGCAUCCUGAUUUCUGGCGAAUCCGGAGCCGGCAAGACGGAGGCCUCCAAGAUCAUCAUGAAGUACAUUGCGGCGGUGACAAAUGCCCAGGGACAGAACGAAAUCGAACGAGUUAAGAACGUGCUGAUUCAGAGCAAUGCCAUCCUGGAAACCUUUGGCAACGCGAAGACGAACCGCAACGACAACUCCAGUCGCUUUGGCAAGUACAUGGACAUUGAGUUCGACUACAAGGCGGAUCCGGUGGGGGGCAUCAUCACCAACUACCUGCUGGAGAAGUCGCGAGUGGUGCAGCAGCAGCCGGGCGAGCGGAACUUCCACAGUUUCUACCAGCUGCUUCGUGGAGCCAACGACAACGAACUGCGGCAAUAUGAGUUACAGAAGGAAACCGGGAAAUACCACUACUUGAACCAGGGCAGCAUGGACAUCCUGACGGAGAAGUCCGACUACAAGGGCACCUGCAACGCCUUCAAGACCCUGGGAUUCUCCACGGAUGAGGUGCAGACCAUUUGGCGGACCAUUGCAGCCGUACUCCAUCUGGGAAAUGUGGAGUUCCAAACCAUUGAGGAUGAGUUGGUCAUAAGCAAUAAGCAGCACCUGAAGUCCACUGCCAAGCUGCUGCAGGUUACCGAAUCGGAGCUGUCCAUGGCACUGACCAAACGGGUCAUCGCCGCCGGUGGAAAUGUGAUGCAGAAGGAUCACAAUGCCACGCAGGCGGAGUACGGAAAGGAUGCUUUGGCCAAGGCCAUCUACGACCGCCUCUUCACCUGGAUUAUUUCCCGCAUCAACCGGGCGAUCCUGUUCCGCGGCAGCAAGACGCAGGCGAGGUUCAACUCGGUCAUCGGAGUGCUGGACAUCUACGGCUUCGAGAUCUUCGACUCCAACAGCUUCGAACAGUUCUGCAUCAACUACUGCAACGAGAAGCUGCAGCAGCUCUUCAUCGAACUGGUGCUGAAGCAGGAGCAGGAGGAGUACCAGCGCGAGGGCAUCGAGUGGACUAAUAUUGACUACUUCAACAACAAGAUCAUUUGCGAUCUUGUGGAGCAGCCGCACAAGGGCAUCAUUGCCAUCAUGGACGAGGCGUGUCUGAGCGUGGGCAAGGUGACGGACGACACGCUCCUGGGGGCGAUGGACAAGAACCUGAGCAAGCAUCCGCACUACACGAGUCGCCAGCUGAAGCCCACGGACAAGGAGCUGAAGCAUCGCGAGGACUUCCGCAUCACGCACUACGCGGGCGAUGUGGUCUACAACAUCAACGGGUUCAUCGAGAAGAACAAGGACACGCUGUACCAGGACUUCAAGCGUCUGCUGCACAACUCCAAGGACGCCAACCUGAGCGAGAUGUGGCCGGAGGGGGCGCAGGACAUCAAGAAGACAACCAAGCGUCCACUGACGGCGGGCACCCUGUUCCAGCGAUCGAUGGCCGACCUGGUGGUCACGCUGCUAAAGAAGGAGCCCUUCUAUGUGCGCUGCAUCAAGCCCAAUGACAUCAAGAGCUCCACCGUGUUCGACGAGGAGCGGGUGGAGCAUCAGGUGCGCUAUCUGGGUCUGCUCGAGAAUUUGCGGGUCCGUCGAGCCGGAUUCGUGCACCGCCAGCGCUACGACAAGUUCCUGCUGCGCUACAAGAUGAUCUCGCAGUACACGUGGCCCAAUUUCCGGGCGGGCAGCGACCGCGACGGCGUCCGGGUGCUGAUCGAGGAGAAGGGCUUUGCGCAGGACGUGAAGUAUGGCCACACGAAGAUCUUCAUUCGCUCGCCCCGCACCCUGUUCGCCCUGGAGGAGAAGCGCAAUGAGAUGAUACCGCACAUAGUGACGCUGCUGCAGAAACAGGUGCGCGGAUGGAUCGUCCGCCGGAACUUCAAGAAGAUGAAGGCCGCCAUCGCAAUCAUGCGGGCCUACAAGACCUACAAGCUGCGCAGCUAUGUCCAGGAGCUGGCCAACCGUUUCCGGGGCGCCAAGCAGACCCGCGACUAUGGCAAGAGCAUCCAGUGGCCACAGCCGCCGCUCGCCGGACGCAAGGCGGAAGCGAAGCUGCACCGCAUCUUUGACUUCUGGCGCGCCUACAUGAUCCUGCGCAAGUAUCCGCGCAACCAGUGGCCCCAGCUGCGGCUCCAGAUUAUCGCGGCCACCGCCCUGGGCGGCCGGCGUCCCUAUUGGGGCCAGCAGCGCCGCUGGCUGGGCGACUACCUGGCCAACUCGCAGGACAACAGCGGCUACGAGGCGUACAACGCCAGUUUGCGCAAGAUCCAGAUCCGCCAGGUGCUCUUCUCCGCCUUCGCCAAGAAGAUCAACCAAUGCAACAAGCAGUCGAACCGCGCCUUCAUCGUCACCGAUUCGACCAUCUACAAGUUGGAUGGCAUCAAGAAGAAGUUCCACGACAUGAAGCGAUCAAUCGGAAUCAGGGAGCUAACAUCCAUUAGCGUGACUCCUGGCCGGGAUCAACUGAUAGUCUUCCACUCGCCCAAAAACAAGGACCUGGUGUUUUCGCUACAGGGCGAGCACACGCCCCUCAAGGAGGAUCGCAUUGGCGAGGUGGUUGGCAUUGUGUGCAAGAAGUACCAUGACCUCACCGGAACGGAGUUGCGGGUUAAUGUGAGCAGCACAAUCCCCUGUCGUCUGGAUGGCAAGUCACGCACCAUUUCGGUGGAGGCGGCGUCCAAUCUGGAGGUGCCCAACUUCCAUUGCAAGGAGGGCAGAAUCAUCUUCGAGGUGCCGGCGGCGUAUUGCGUUUAGGGGAUGCUGUCCAACCCCCUUCGAAGUGUAAAUUAUGGAACCUUAUUUUAGGAUCCACCAUUCUACUUGUUGUUUACCCCUUUGUCCCAUUGGUGGACAAAGGACAAGAUAACUCUGUGUAUACCGUGCCUUCUGCUAACACACACUUUGUAGUUUUAAAACGUCUUUUAGUUAGUAAUAUCUGUUCUGUGUGUGUUUGUUUGAUCGACGAAUUGACGUAUUGAUCGUGAUUUUGUACAUUUUUUUAUUACGUAUGCGUUAAGGCGAUAUUUAUUUACCAUCCAUGUGAGAGGACAACCUCCGCCGGUUUUGCUGGCAGGCAUUAAUAACGAAAAGUAUUAAAUGCAAAUGCACUUUGUGCAUUUCUUCAAAUAUGAUUCACAGCACACAACAAACCUUCAGCGAAACCGUUUGUACUUAAAACGAAAUUCACGAACCUAUGUGUGCCAUUUGCAAAUAAUAUUUUUUAAAUAUUAUACAAAAUAAAAGCUGUAAACUUUGUAUUUUAAA
Messenger RNA from Drosophila elegans, 4275 nucleotides. It is a transcript of the gene Myo31DF, whose product is annotated as unconventional myosin ID. The transcript has 9 exons. The coding region runs from base 754 to 3765 and encodes 1003 amino acids. Lineage: Eukaryota; Metazoa; Arthropoda; Insecta; Diptera; Drosophilidae. Gene Ontology annotation, biological process: actin filament organization; vesicle transport along actin filament. The record is from RefSeq and is a predicted model, not a curated record. Gene Ontology annotation, cellular component: actin cytoskeleton; vesicle; plasma membrane. Gene Ontology annotation, molecular function: microfilament motor activity; actin filament binding; ATP binding.